AUGACAGAAAAAUCGUUGUUAACAUUGAUAAAAGACAGAGGACUUUUGAAUUCACGUUCUGUGAUUGAUAACAAGGAUAACAUUACAAAGUACUUGUCUCCUGGAAGUGUUGUGGAGUUUUAUGGAAAUCGCAAGGCUUUUGGCAAAAUUCUUGUAAGUUUUUUAUAAAAGGCUACAAAUUAUAACUGUGGUAGGAAAACCUGUGGAAUCUUCCACGAGCUUGCUUUUUCUCGGUUUUUUCAUAAAAUAUUAUUAUAAUUUCAAUGUAUAGUACGUACAUUCUGUAAUUGCUGGAAUUUUACUGGAUGAACAAAAACGGAACACUUACAACAUAAUGGUGUUCGAUUAUGGGCAACAAUUUUCAUCUGACUUGUUAUUGAAGUUGUUGAUGGAGAAAAGCGUGAAGAAAGUAAGUUAUUAGCAGCGUUAUAGAAGUAAACUUUGUAUAGUAACUUAUUCAUUAAAGUCUCACUAGUUGCUAAUUGAGUUGUAAAUAUAACUAAAAACCCGUAUUAUUAUUCUAUUUUACAGGAUGUAAACGUGAAAGAACUUAUGAAAACAGUCAAAAUAUUCAACACGAUAACAUACGAAUUGACACUACGGACUCUGAGGGCAAUUUCGAAUAAAAUUGUAACGACCAGAUGGGACACAUAUCGACAACGAAAACCUAGAUCAACUCCUUUGGUCGUUAUGAUGGAUAUUGGUAGUUUGUUAUACUAUACUGGAACUGAUUACUCUGGCCUACAACGUCAGAAUGAAGUAUUCAAAUGUUUUGAUGCUAUGAAGCGUGUUGGAGGAUUGAUUGUGGUGCUGAAUCAUUGUAAGUCGUCAGAUGACAGAGUAGUGGAACCAGCUUUGGGGAAGAACUGGAGGGACAUGGUACCUACAAGGUUCUACUUUAACAAGGAUUCACAAGGUUUUUUCUAUGUCAGCAUGAUGAAAACAGAAGUUCCAAAGAAGGUUUACUACAAUAUGAAGGCUCUAUCAAUCUAGUUAACAUAAGGUAGGUGAGUUUUUUAAAAUAAAGCUCUUAAUGUUACUAGACAUGAGCAACGGGCCGGGCCUAAGUUUUAGGCCCGGCCUGUUUUUGAUUUUGGUCAGGCCCGGCCCGAUCAGAAAAUUUCUAGGCCCGGCCCGGCCCGUUUUAAAAAAUUUAAAAAAUUUUAAAACUUAAAAACUAAACGGAAGUUUGACUUUAAAUUGUUUUUUUAGGUCAUUUAUGGAUCAUAGAAUCCAAUAAAAUCGAAAAACAUAAACGGGAAUUAAAAUAAAAAAUUUUAAAAAAUUUAAAAAAAUUUUUUUUUUCGGGUACGAGCCCAAUUUUCAAGCCCGGCCCGUUUUCGAUUUUGCUCAGGCCCGGCCCGUUGCUCAUGUCUAAAUGUUACCUAAAAUAUUUUUUUUGACAGUCUGUGAAUGUUCUAAAGCUGGCGAAAGAAUCUUGUCUUUAAUUAGGUAAUGAACUUGAGUAGAUGCCGCAAUUAGUGCUGCGUUUUUGCAUUUUUAAUUUGACGCAUUCGUUGAAUUUUGAGUAGUAUCUUUAAUAUCAGUAUUAUAUUUCGCAGCUUCUGGAUUUUACAUUUUAGUUACUAUUUUAAGCGUUAUUGGGUAUUAAGCAGGUAAUAGCAAACGUUUUAAAAGAGUAUUUUGUUUUGUUUAUCAUUUGGGAUCUAUUUCCGUAUGUUUAGGUAAAAAAAUAACAAAUUAAGCCCUUUAAAACAACAAAUGUCAAGUUCGAACAUUCUGAAGUUUUUGUAAAUCGAAAAAUAAAAAAAGUUGAGUCAUCACGGCCAAUUGGCCGCUGGAUUUCCUACAAUUUGUACCUUUAUCUUUUUAUGUCCUACAUCUUGUCAUAACGUCUUUAGUGUUGCUCAUUUUAAAAAACGAGUGUUUGGCAAUGUUUAGAAUUCGAGUGUUUUGAUUUGCUCACAAUGUGUUACUUUAUGGUCAAUAUGUUACCUGGUGAUCAUGAUGUUACUCAAUGACCAGCAUGCUACCUAUGAACUCGAUGAUUACCUGAGGUUGUAACAUGAAACCCUGGGGCAUCUGGUUUGAUCAGUUUUCGGAUUUGCGGUUACAGCAUUUAAUAUCGGGCAGGGCCACGCCUCCUGAAGCGUCUGGCCAAGGAGAGCUCAACUUUCCUUCUUUUUAUUAAAGUGCCGCCAACUCGGCGGAGCUGCUGUCAAAUCCGGAAAACAGUUGAUCUGUGGCGAUUGAUCACCGCGCAUCUUCCGAUUCCGUUUUUUGUCACUUUUUCGACUUUUUGAUGCCAUAACUGGGCUUGGCCAUACUUUAUCUGUCUUUCUUUGGCCAUCUUUCGAAUUCUUUGGUUGACGGCUGUUAUCAGAUAGCCGAAGCUCAUCACUCAUCUCAAACGUUUCUCUUUAUUACCGACUUGAUUUGAACUUUUAAAACAGUUCAGUUUGGUCAAAAAUUUUUUAAAAUUUGCUGGAUAAAAUUUUAAGCACGAUUUUUUAAAACUGUUACUUGAUAUACUGUAAUUUUUAUUUUUUGACGUCUUAUGAAACAUAACUUGAAGUUUAAUAUAAUAUACAUGAACUUUUAGGAUGUCGGCGGUCUCCACGCGGGUACUGUUGGCCGCCGUUCUCGUAACAUUACUGGUCGGAGCGGUGAUUGUGUUUCUACUGAAUGCUGAUAAGGAUACGGUAGUCAGUUCAUUGGAUCAAUUAAAUUCUACAGAGACCACAGCAUCAGACGAGUUGUUGUUUGAAGGCUCAGGUCAAGGCAUAACUUCGGCAGAAGCCACAUCAACAGAAGCUACAACAUUAGAUGACACGGUUUCCACGUCAACAACAGUUGAGGUAACGUCAGCAGCUACGACAGCGUUUAUUCCAAUUGAAGAAGAUGAAAAGAAGUCGUUACCUCAAUGUUCGUCUACUGUGGUGGAUAGCAGGCCUCAAUGUGAUGCUGAUGUGUCAGUUUUUUUAUUGUUAAAACUUUUUAAAUUAGUACUGUAAAAUAUUAAUAUUGCUUUUACUAAUUAUUACACAUGCUUUAGUUCCUUAACAAAAGAAGUAUAUGAUCGCUGGACUGACUCCAAGUUCACUCACCAACUUCUCGACCUUCUGAACGAUGUUCAUCCUCUACAUUACGAUGUCAACAUUACGGUGUCACACAUUGACAUCCGUUUACUCAAGGCGUCUGUAGAAUUAUUUGUCAAACUUCCGGAAGGCGGAUCUCUGAUUCCGCUACAUUUGCAUCGUACUGUAAACAAUCUGGCCAAGAACAAGAUCUGGGUGCGGGAAUGCGAGACUGGUAAGGUUUAUCACAAGAUGGCGAUAAAAUGCGGUCGAAUGAAAAAAAGAGCCGCUUUAAGGUUAUAGGCGGCAGAAGGGUCUGGGAAGAGGAGGGGGGGGUUAACAAUGUGGUAAUAAUGGGGAGAUGAACUGAUUGGCAUGGCAUAAAGUUGCAUUGAUUUUUUGAUAUGUUUUAAAGUUUUUUACUAUGGUAAUAGUAUGCCUUCAAUGAUAGACGUUUUAGAAGUUUAGCUAUUUAUUUCAGGUCGUUUUGUUUGUGUAUCAUCAGUUACCCACCUCAACGAACAACGUCUUCUGCUGGUCGGCCUAAAUGAAACUCUUCCACCAGCUUCUCUCAUCUCAAUCUACUUUGAAGACUUUGAAAUCCAAGUUCAUUCUAACAUUGGACUGGUCCUACAAGCACCGUCUUUAUGGGAGAAGCAACGUGCAUGGAUUCUGGCUACACUAUUCGACGAAACUGGUGCCAGAACAGUCUUUCCAGUGGUCGAUCAGACAACUGCCAAAGCCUCGUGGAGGUUGUGUUUGGAUCACUUCAAGAACAUGACUUCUAGAAGUAAUAUGCCUUCCGAACGGAUUUUUGAAUCUGGAGAGAACAGGAUCCAGCAGUGCUUCAAGACUUCUCCAGCUCUCCGAUCAGAUCAGUUUGCUUUUGUCAUCUUCGACAAUCUGGUGGCUAUUCAUUCAGAUACUGACAAACCUCGAUUGGAAGUGUUUGUAGCCAAGCAUGUAGCCGAAACGAAGUGGUUGAUUACAGAAGUUCAAACAGCGUUACGUAGAAUGGCUGAUUUGACUGGAUUACAGUAUCCAUUGGAGAAGCUGACGGUACUAUCAACACCAUUGUCUAUUGACGGUACUCACGAUCUGGGCUUGAUUCAGGUCAAGGAUACCUGGGUGGAGUACCCAAAUUAUGUACUGACACAUUCCAUUUUGAUCAGUCAGCUGGUACAACAGUGGAUUUCCAAUGUUUUUACAAUUUGUGAUCUGUGUGUUCAAGUAAGUUGAUAUUUUGAAUUACUUAGUUUUUAUGUUACCUAUUAAUUCUUCUGUUUAUUUAAAUUUCUAUAUACAAAAAUGUUUUAGUCUUUUUUAUAUUAAACAUAAAAAGUCUUAAAUUUUUGUAAAUUUUACUUAAAAAACACUUGCAUUAUGUUAGUGUAGCCAUUAAGCGAACGAAUAAGUGAUGAUUUAUGAAACAUUUUGAGUACCUUCACUAUCAUUCAUCUCUCCAAUGCCAAUGUUUGCUUUCUCCAAACAACUUUUGUUUAUGAUCUCAUUACCUCUCAAUCCCUGAUAUUAUCCCUCUCCCCCUUUUCCUUAAGUGUUUCUCAAGCUGAAAAAACAGUUGUCACUCGUGUUGCGUAAUUGGAAAGCCAUUUUUAAAAUAGUUUAAAGUAAUUGUAACUCGACGCUCAUGACUUUUCAACUCGUUUGUUGUAAAAAGCAAACAAAUCCUGACAAAUUGAAAUCGAAUAUCAAUCUGAUAGCGGGCUAAUUGACAUAUCUGCAGGACGGAUUGGCCUCCUACAUCGAGUGGGUCGUGGGCUCCGAAUACGAAUCCAUCGGAAUGGACGUUCGCAAACGUGCUUCAGACGCCAGAAACAGAUUGUUGAAGUACCACAACGAAAGAGCACCACUAAUGACAUUGCAAAUUGUACCAACCAAGCCUGAGAAGGAAUGUGUCACUAAAAAUGCACUCUUGUUUGCAUCGAUUGGAGAAAUAUUUGGCAGUGAUGCGGUCAAGAGGUUCAUCACCACGAUAGCCAAUGCCAGGAAAUGGGGAAGUUGUUUGAGCGACGAAGAGAUCGGCAACUCGUUGUUUGGAGCUACCAACUCGAUUGUGUCAAGUAAGCUUUCAGAUUAGAUUAAUUUUAUUGUAGUAGAUGCUACAGGAUAUUUUUAAAAUAGUAUUCUUGUAUAUAUAGUUAAAUCAUGUUUCGUCAAAUUCACCUCAAGAAACGACGUGAUAAUGUUUCCAAAUGUUGUAGUAACACUUGUACUUUCAGAGCGGAUGUUUGACUCGUUUGCCAGCUCUCCGGAUUAUCCAACCUUAAAGUUCAAGAUGUCUGGUCAUCACUUGUCAGUUCAAUUAGAAAACGAAGCCGGUGAAGAGAAGCAACUUGAUAUGACAGUUCCUUUCGGACUUUUGGACAAUCGAGGAAGACACCUCACCUUGGUUCACAAUGGUACCACGAUAGAGGAGAAUCUGGAGGGCACCACGGUCUUGGCCAACCCCAACACUACCACUUUGUUCAGGUCUUUGUACGAUGUGAGUUUAUUUAAAAAAUCAAAAGUAACCUAUGUUAUCUAUUGUCUAUUAUGACAUAAAGGUACCUUAAAUAUGACAUAAAGGUAUUUUCAAUAAUGUAAAUCUAGCCCUGCUUUGGUUACAUAAAUAUAAACAAUAAAUUAAAUGUUUACUCUUUCAGGUCGACAACUACGACCGUCUGGCGAACUGCGCUCUCGACGCGACCUGUCAAGAGUUCUCCACAGACCUCGUGUCCCAAGCUUUCAGUGAUUUGUGUUGGGCUCAUUUGCAUAACAAGAUAAAGACCAACGGCCACAACCAACAAUGGCAACUCUUGUUCAAGAAAUUAGCUAAAACAACGUUGGUUAAGCCAGACUGUGCUUGUUGUAUGCAGAGUAAAGAAGAAGCUACCGCCAAGUGCAAAUGGACAUGGAAGAGUCGAUGUUCAUCAUUACAGUUGAAGGUCGAAAAGUUCUAA
Messenger RNA from Bursaphelenchus okinawaensis, 5998 nucleotides. The record is from the annotation of a GenBank genome assembly. Lineage: Eukaryota; Metazoa; Nematoda; Chromadorea; Rhabditida; Aphelenchoididae.